AUGGCCUACUUGCUCUGUCUGUCGCGCUCUACACAGAUUUGUGUGGCACAUGGAAUAGUGUCAUGGGGGAGUGAGGAUAAGGAUACAGCAGGAGAGCUUCAACUUUGGUAUCGUGAGUUGGAUAACCAUUACCACCUUUAUGCCAGCAAUACAAAGAGAGAUGACAUACUGGUAUGUAAAGUAUUCAUGUUUUUACUCUUCACUUCCAAAAGUGCUCUGACAAAAUCAAAACGUUGUUAACGAAGAAGUCGAAAUUUCAUUUCGUCCAAUACUGAAAACAAAUAGUACCAUGUGAGAGUACUGAUAAAGGGGUUUCGUCCAGGGGCUCAAGAGUAAGAACUACAUGUUGUGGUUCCAUCAUUGACUCUGGGAGUGAUAGGGUUUUAACUAUGUAUAAUUUAACAAUUAUUUAUAUUAAACCCUUUUUAUUAAUUUAAAAAGUUAGCUUAUUUAUGUGUUUAUGCGGUCACCUUAAUGUAUCUGUUGUAAUUUUCCAGCUCAUGUAAUUUUUUGUUUUUCUUUUGUUUUUGGGUAUGGUAAUGUUUGCUAAUGAAGUUGAAACAAAAGAAAAAGAAAAAUUACCUGAGAUAAAAACUUAACUACAACAUAUCCAUUUAUUAUUUUAUAUGCUUCGUUCUUCAUUAAACAUUUAAAUACAGUAAACACCCACCAAUAAGAACCUGUGGAGUAAGAACCUUCUGGCAGAAAUUUGCCACUUUAAUACCCAUGCAAAAAUACAAGAACCAGUUUAGCCUAGCCUAUGUUGCAGCCAGCCCACGCACUCGUCUAAACCAUUUGUAUAGUCCAUUUGCGAACAAGUGCAUAAAAGUUCAUUCUAACGUCCUGCAGAGUUGCAAAAACAUAUGUGAGUGUUUGUGAUAGGUAGGUUUCUUGCGGGUUAACGUUAAUGUUAUGCGCCUCAUGAGUUGCCUAAUUCUUUGCGUGCACAUGCCAAUAUUAAAAGGCACAGUGACAUGUCAAAAUUCACAGAAGGGAGUUGGCAAUGAUCGUUUGCAGUUUACAGCAAAUAAUAAAAGAGCAGUUCAAACUUUAAAGCCUUCUUCUGGACAAAAAAAUACUUUGAGAGAAUUCCUUGUGAUUUUUUUAUAGGAAUUUGCUUGUAUAAAUUUGCCCAGUGGUUUUCUAGCAUCUUCCAAUCACUGCAGAUGCACUGUCACAUAUUCUGCAAUCUAGCUGACAGUUCUAGGCUUCUGGCAUCCAAAACAAAAAAUUCAGGAAAUCAUUAUCUUCACAGCCAAAAAUAAAACCUACUACAUGUGGCUAUCCAGGUGCAGGCAUUUUAGAGAGACCAAAGAAACUAAGGUUAUUUAGCCACAAGAAAAAAGCAUAAGGCUUAAACUACGGUGGCCCACAGGGGACAUGCUGGAAAUAAAAAAGUUGCUGCAAAUUAAAUAAAGUUGCUGCAAAUAAAAUAAAGUUGCUGCAAAUUAAUUAAAGUUGCAGCAAAUAAAAUAAAGUUGCUGCAAGUUAAAUAAAGUUGCUGCAAAUAAAAAAUAAUUGCAGCGAAUAAUAAAAAUAGUUGCUGCAAUUAAAAGCAGUUGCUGCAAAUUAAGUGACAGGAAAGUAUGCGCACGCAUUGAUGGGAAGAGGAGGACUCAGUAAAGUUGUAAGGAAGUUAAUUAAAAGGCAGACCUGCAAGGACUCCCAAUGUGGUUUUUGUGGUUGCGUUGAAUUAUCAACUGCCUUCAAGUUACAUUUUUGCACUCAAGCAUGUGUUUUGUAGGAUAUGAUAGGAGGUCUUAAACUGUUUUCAGCACUACAGAGGUUGAUUUCUUAUUAGGCCUGUAGACUGUAGUUUGCCAUCAACGUCUUUUUAAGGUCUUGUACCGCUGGGUUAUAUGUUGUAAUGAAAGGCAAUAGUCUCUCUUUAUUUUUUUUGUUUUUGUUUUAGCCCCUAUCAGGGUCUCGAGUCAAGGUUGACCCCUGACAACGACCUUUCUAUAUCCGGUUUAGGAUUUUGUGUGCUUCGAGUUCACAAGGCACUCUUCAAAUGUUUUUUUUUAGGAGUUUUUUCUUAUCGAUCUUAUUUCUUCGCCUUUAAUGAAACUUCUUUUUACCCUCGUAGGUGGAACUAGGUAAAGUGUACAUAUUGAAAGGUUUUAGUCAGCUUAUAGUGGGAUUUGAUGUCCAAUGAAGAUGGAUUUCUCUGUGAGUUGUUCUCCUUUGAAAGCUGUUGUAUCAAGGAAAGUUAUUUCGUUAUUUCAUAUUUCGGCCGUGGACUUCAUUUCUGGAAUGGGAUUUGUUAGUUUCUUUAAUAAAAAGUUGGGUCUUUUCUGUUACAGUCCCAAAGAAAGGAAACGUCAUCAAUGAAACAUUUUCAUUGGUAUUUCUAUGUUGGAUUAGGUUUGUUUCAGUCUCCGCCUUGUAGAUAUUUGCAAAGGACACUGCUGUUUUUAUGCCUAAUGCAACUCCAUGGGUUUGACGAUAAUUGUUUCUAUUGAACUCAAAUAAGGUUCCUGUCACUGAGGAUUAGGCCAAGCAUUUGUGAGUGAGCCCUGGAUACAACUAUACUGAGUCCUCCUCUUCCCAUCAGUGUGUGCGCAUAAUUUUCUGUCACUUAAUUUGCAGCAACUGCUUUUAUUUGCAGCAGAUAUUUUUUUGUUUGCUGCAAUUAUUUUUUAUUUGCAGCAACUACUUUUUAUUUGCAGCAACUUCAUUUGUUUUGCAGCAACUUUUUUAUUUGCAGCAUGUCCCUUGUGGGCCACCGUAUUAAACAGAGGUAAGAGAAAAUCAUUUCGUGGUAAACUGCAUAAAUUGUAAUCAAAUCCUGUCAGAAAACAUCUGCAGAAACAUAAACCAUAGGAACUAAUUGCUCAAUAUGCAUGGAACAGACCAGCAACCUCAACCUCUAAAUGUGGCACUCAAAGUGGUAAAAUAAAAUUUGCUCAGUGUAGAAUACUCCAUGCACUGCAUAAACUACACAAAAAGAGAGCAAGAAAAACCACUGUUGUUCAAGCUGACUCUUCGGUCACGUUAAUUGCACUAUCAAAAGCUCAAUCUCCCUUCUCACAAGCUAUAUAUUAUAUAAAUUAGUUGUGUUUGGCCUGUCAAUGCUUAAUUCAAAUCAGGCUAAUCACAUUAAACUGUGUAACAAACGAGCCAAUCAAAAAUGCUCACAUAUGUCCUUGCGACUGAGGGAUUCAAACAUGAUAUCGUGAAGCAAGUUAAGCCUAAGAAGAUCAUCAUUGCAAGUUACAUGUAAGCUUAAAUUAUGAUGAACAAUUUAACAAAGGGAGGUAACUAUCAGUGGUAAAAAGGGGGGUACCUAUGAGUUAUUUUUUAAGUAUAUAUUCAUAAGUCUCGCUUGCUCAAGAAAUGAGGAGGCAAUUACAUCUACAUGAAGCAGGAUUUUCUUGUGACAAGUUUUUGACUUCCUACUUUAUUGACAGUCAAGUAUUCUUCAAGAUAUUUUAUUUUAUAUAUGGUAUUUGACAAUUUGUUUCUGAAGUGAUUGAAUACAUGUGCAUAAAUACACGAAAAUUAAGGGCCUAGAUUCGAGUAUGAGAGAAAUUACACCAUUGCCAGAGAGCAAAAAAAGUGAUGAACAUGGCAUGUCAUUUCGGUCAUCGCUGAAAUGAAAGAAUGAAAGUUUACAACACCCGACCAGUUAGCCUCACCAUCUGCCCCAUUGAUCGAAGUUUUGCUCAUUAAGAUUCUUCUUUUACUCGACCACUUGUUCCAAAGUAAUCACCACUUUUAAGCAAUAGAAUUCGUGGACCAACCUAUUCCGGAAAAGCUCUAAAUCUUUUGCAUUAACUUUUCCUAAGCUUUCUUCACAAAACAUUUCGUGGCGAGCUCCUGAGUCAUGCCGCAAUUCAUUAUAUCCCAAGUUUCCAUGGUCACUGCUAUGUUCAACCCUGCAGGGACCAUGUCUUCUCUUUUGUGGACUAUUUACAAGGAACAAAACAUGGCUUACAGAUUCUGAAUCUGCAAUUGAGACUAACAAGAAAUUUGGUUAUCAGUUUUGUUAGGGUUAUAUGACAUAAUACAAUUAUUAUGAAUAACUUUAAAAAGUUUAAAAUUUAUUUUUGUGAUUUUAAAUCAACAAUCUAUCUCAUUACGGAAUCGCGCCUGUAGAUACGCGUCGCUAGUAAAUGCAAAUUUUUCUGUCAAUCAAAUGUGUCCUAUUAUUUGUAGGUGGAAAUUGGUAAAACAUCGUUAUUGUUUUGGAGACAAUAGAAGAACAAAAGAUAACAGAAAGAUCAGGUUAUGCGGUCUUAAAGCGUGUUGCGUGACUUAAAUCAGUUGGAGCAUUUCUCCUAGCUUUCCCGCAUUAAAACGUUGGAAUGAAAAGUCUGAAGCUUAGCUUUUAAAAUCUUGAUAGCCAAAAUAAAAGGGGUGCCCCAAAAGGCAAGCAUCUGGGAAUUCAAAAUCGAUAUUUUUGUCUCCAGCGAAAUCCGGCGGAUGAACAGUAAUUUGCAUAUAAGCGUAAGUGAAGCGAAAUAGAAUACAAAUUGCCGUGGUUGUAAACACAACGUUUCCUCGAAGUUUUUUUCCUUUUGAAAGCGUAAAUUCGCAUGAAAGAGCUCAGCUUGCACAAAAUAAUAUAAAAUGAAACGAAUCAAAUCGAAAAGUGGUAAAAAAAAGUCAGGAUAUUUCAAUUCGAUGGAGAGUAAGUGAUUGGGUAGGUGAUUUGCAUACUGAUAAAACUUACUUCUAGCGCAGUUCAAAACCGUUCGGCUUCCUGAAUUGUUUUCCUGGAAUUCUAUACAUUCUGCUGGCCUAAAUCGUUAAAAUAUGUUAUGAAGUCAAAAUAUUUAUCAAUUUGAGCGUUUGCAUUUCCUUAUAAAACAGAGAGUUGCGCAAAAGCUUCGAUCUAUAGAUUUUCUUACGUUAAAUUACCUUUGUAUCAUGGAAACAAUACCCUAACACUUGAGUCUUGAAUCAAAGGACGCGACAUGCGUCGGCUCCCUUUGUGAGCGCGCAAAUAGUCAUGGGACCCGCGAUUUUGCGGGCGACGCGGAUCUACAGGCGCCGUUCCGUAAUGUCCUUCAUACGUAAAAACUGAGAACCUAAUUAAGAACCUACAUAGCCUAAAUUGCCAUUAAGUACCUCAAAAUACAAGAACCUAUUUUGCCAGACUUCAAAAAAAAGUAGGUUAAUUCUUAUUUGCUGGUGUUACUGUACCUCAUUUACCAGUUUUAUGCAAAUGAUUGGCCACCAUGGUAGCUUUAUGCACCACAACAAUAGGUUCAUGAGGAAUUGAAGUGAGUGAGUUCACUUGAUAUGUAAGAACUUUUAAUGAAUAAACCAGUGCUUUGUUUACAUUUGAUCAUUACCAAUUCACUGAGGUUAUAAUGUUUAGUGUCAUGUUUAGUGUCAGCAUAUAAAAUACAUGUACAUUUAACAACAAUAUUAAAACUGUUAACAAAUUUUAAAGAAAAACUUGCAGUGACUCCAGUAGCUAUUACAUGUAUACCUGCAUAGGUUCAUGAGAAAGUUGAAACUGUUACCCUCCACACCAGGAUGCGGUUUAUGCCCCCCACGGAGGGCAUCAGAAAUCCAGUGGGAAGGGGGUCCAAGAGGAGGCAAUUUCCAAGGGAGUGGAGUAGAUUCUCAAGGUCUUUUUUCCAGGGACUUUGAAUGAAACAAGAAUUAUUGUUUUUGUUGAUGAUCUUACAUUAACAGUUAUAGCUGAAUGCUUUUUUCACAGCUUACCUGUAUGAUAUAGUCUACAUAUAUCUAUAAUAUGAAUGUCAUAUCGGCUCAUGAAUAAUGCUGGUCAUCCAGCUCAUUGCUUUAUAUUUCACAAUAUAAUUGUGGUAUUCACUGUGUUAUGGUCAUGUUCUAUCAGCCUUCUUUUAACUUGUUCUUAACUGUUUACUGGUUCUUUCAUAGAUGCUCUCAUAGUACACUGGACAAAACUGUUCUGGAUUGAUGUUAUAUUAUACAAAAAUAUAGCAAGCCAAGGAACCUCAAUUAUAUUUUUCUCUUUUGAAGUUUAUCAAAUUGGACAUAUGGGAAAAUAUUUUCGUGUUGAUCAUGUAAGGAGGACUUGCAUUACAGUGUAUCCAAACACAGUAACGAAAUCACAAAGGUAUGCAAAAAUCAUAUUGUUUCUAAGAAAAAACAAACGAAUAAAAAAAUGACGGGUUGUUGUGUUAAGAAUAUUGUGACGUUUUUGUGGAUGUUUCAAAAAGCAUUCAACGGGAAAACACAAGGAAAACUUAAGGACAGUCUACAACUUAUUUGACCACUCAAAUAUAGCACUUUCUUCAGACUUGCAUCAUCUUAAAAGUCUUCUUGCCACCAGAUCGGUCUUCCAUCUGUUUUGAAGAUGGCAGCCUGUUGCUCACGCUGCGUUCCAUGCCAGCAGCCACGAAAUGCUGCUGUGUGUUAAAGCAUGCAUAUAGUUGGCCAAGAACUUCUGGCACUGCUAUGUGGGCCUCUCUAAUAGUUGCUGGACCAUAUUUCUUGGCUUUUCUCUCAGGGGCUUGCCAUUUAGUCUCACGUUGUGUUGCACAACAUGCAGCUUGCUUCAAACAACUCUGUGGAUUUGCCUCGUUGCCGUGCAGUGGUAGCAUAUGUAUGUAUCACAGCUUGAAUCUUUGACUUUCUUAACUGCUGAUGUAUCAAAAGAUUAUACUGCUGCAUGUCAAUGACUUGAUCCAAGUUUUCUUUGCUGCAAGAUUUAUUUGGACACAACAUUCUAACAUGACAACACUUCUUUUUCACCAAAAAACAUGUGAUUUGUUUUUCUUAAAAAUUAUUUGAUUUUGUUUACCUUGGUGAUUUUGUUACCAAGUUUUGAUAUGCUGUAACACAAUUCCUCCUUGUGUAAUAUUAUUCCAUGUGUGGAAUUAAAUGUUGUUUAAAGGGCAAAUAUAUCAUUAAGGGUCGUUAUGGCUUGUGAUUUUUUGUAUUUAAUAAAACUUAAUCAAGAACAGUUUUGUCCACUUUACUGUGUCUUGUAAGGUAUUGCCUCCUUGGUUGUCAGUGACAUACACCUGUACUCACUCUUAAUAAUUAACAAAGAAAGGCCUUUAUGUGCAAGGUAUAAAGCUGAGAACAUUAGACACUGUUUUAAGAUGAAUAAAAAGAUUUUUCCUCUCUUUAUCACAGAAAACAUACAAUUAUCUUCCCCAUAAAAGUAUAGUGCAGCAGCAUGUUUCAUAAAAAUAUUCUUUUCGGGGGUGUCCCAACCAAGUUAGAUAACAGAAAAUUCUGUGGCAUGGGGUGUACGACAACCACCCCUUGGAACGGAAAUUAUAGGGGUGUGGGUGGUCUAAAGUAAAAGUGUCCUCCAUAUAGGGGAGGGGGGGGUUAUUAUGGAUGUUUUCUGGAACUACACGUACAUUACAGUUUACUCAUAUUAUCACAUUCAACUGUAAGUUGUGAGUCAGGCAACAAAUAACCCUUGUUUUUAAUAUGUUUUUGUGGUAAAAGUAGUAAUAUAUGUAGUAUUAAGAAGUCCUCGCAUUUUUGAAACUUUUUUUGUAAUGUUAUUUCAACUCAUUUGCUUUAAAUAUCAGAAAGUAGGUUAAGUUUCUUGAAAUUGAUUUCUUGGAAUCAAACCCAUUACAGUGACUGUUGCACCUCUCUAAUACAGACACUGAAGGGACAGAGUGAAGUGUCUGAAUUAGAGAGGUUUCCAUAUAAAAGAGGUCACUACAAUGACAUCACUUUUGUGACUCUACUUACAGUUUUAAGUGUUCAGUGGCUAAAAACAGGCUUACACUUGUCUUUAAACUGCAUUUAAGUUUAUUAAUUCACAGUACAAAGACACUGUCUUUUAGUAGCAUACAAAAUUGUUCAUAUCAGCUACAUACGUAGUCAUAGACAAAUCACAGUUUUAAUACGAAAUGAGCUACAGCACAAUGUUGCAUGUAAAAAGUUGUAACGUAAAGCACAAUUCUGAAAGCGCCUUUCACUAUUUUGCAAAUGCAGUAAACAGUAUAAACUAGAGUACAAAAAUUAAUGUACAUAAUAGAAAAGGUCUUCAUGCUAUCUGUAGCCUUCAAAAAGUCGGUUAUGUUCCUCUGCACACCUUUUGCAAAGUAAUAUGUUUGGUAUACAGUCAAUGGGCUUUUGAAGUCACCUUGCAUAGCUUCUCAGCCAGACCAGACGGGAUUUACCCUGUGCAAAUUCACCUGAUCAGGAUUUAGGAUUCAGCUGAUCACUACAGCAUCCAUAAUAAAGAGGUUAAGUUUAUAUGAAUUUACUUUCUGGGGCCGAGAUUUAGUGUCCGUUGUCCGUAUGAGAUAGAGUCCAUAUUAUAGAGGUUUUGUUUAAAGAAAAUAUAAUAAGAAUUUUGUCGAGACAUUGGAAACUGUCCGUAAUGUAGGUGUCCGUAUUGAGAGGUUUGCCUGUAGUUUAGUACGAAAAAGAGAAAUCCAUUUGUGGUGUGUUUACGUCCUCCAUAAAAUGUCGGCUGACAGAGGUAAUUUUAUGCGGCUGUUAUGCAGUGAUGUCAAAAAAAUGUACAAAAAAGUGUGCUGUAUGUGCAGACUUCUUGUUUUGCCUAGGAGUAGUAUAAAUGCAUAAAAUAAUGCUUUUUUGAUAUCUUUGUUGCUGUUGCAGUUGUUCUUGCUACAGCUCUCUAUUUUGAUCUGAAGGGGCACAGUGUCAUGACAAAUGGAAAAAUCCAAAAUGUACAAAGUUGUGUAUAUAUAGUGAAACUACUGGUUAUUACGAAAAAUGUUCCUGUUUUGUUAAGAGGUGCUUUUUACAGACACAGUGUAAGUGCAAUGAAACUUUCAUCAUUGAUUGAAUUAAGACAUGAAAAAUCAUGAAUAUUUUGUUAUUUGAAAACUCAGUGAGGCCUAUUUUAUUAUUUUCAGCUUGAAUCAUUAUUGCAUCUUGAACAUAUAUAUUGCAGAAAGUAUUUUGUUCUUUUCUUUUUUUGCCAUUUAAAUUGAGUCAGGAAUCUGCAUUUAGGAGGGUACACAGCGUAUACAUAAUCCAUCCAUAAAAGUCUAUUCUUGUCAGUUAAAAUUUUAUGUGAUUUUCCUAGAAUGAGAUUUUAAUAGAUCAAUUAAUAGAUAAUAAUAAUAACAAAUUUCAAUAGAUCAAUUAAAAAUGGUACAAAGAUUUACAACAAGUUUAGAAAGUUAUAAUAGAAAGAAUUGUAGAUGAUGUUUCAAAAGCUGAGUAUACGUAGCAGACACUUGCAUUAAAACAUUCAAGUUUGCUUAAUAGAUGUUUUUAAAUAAUUGGUGUGACUUAAACUUAUGGAUGAUGUUUAUACAAGAUGUGUCAAAAGUUGAGUAGCAGACACAUUUAACAUUCAAGUUUGUUUUAUAGAUGUUUUUAUAUAAUUGUUGUGACUUAACCUUAUGGAUUAUGCAAUGAGUUUAAUUUUCAUCUCACCCUGAUUCAUGCACCUUAGAUGAGCUUCUUCUCAGUAACAAAGGAGCUGUGACAUUAAGCACCAGUAAGGGCGGAUUUAGGGGUGGGCCAAAGGGGGCCUUUUUUCCUUGAAAUUAUUUAGUAUUAUUUUUAUCUGAAUACUCAGAAUAAAACGUUUCUAUAUAGCUGGCAAGUGGGCAACAAGUGAUGAUGGUGUUUUAAUCCCUUUUUUCUAAUAAUUUAUUUGUUGCUCCUCCUCUUCGUUGAAUUACCUAAGUAUGUUGUUUUUCCAGAUCUAAAUCUGCCAAAGGCUGGUCCACAAGAUGUAAGAUUUUCGAUUGUUUUUCUUCCUGUGGUGCUGAUACUGUGUAAGCUUUCCUUGGGUUUCUGUGGUUGAAAUUGAAAUAGCAGUUACAAAAACAAACUGCAUGUAUGUACUGCUAGUUCAAAAGUAGUUUAAGAAACUUCCUCUUCUUGGCUUGCUAUUAUCUCUUUCUAAGCCACUGUAUGACUUUGUGAUUUCUCUUUUUUAUACAGUACCAGUAUGAAAAUUAAAUCUUUUAGUUAUUGGGAUCUGAAAUAUUGUUUUAUAUUGAGGUCCCCAAAGUCAGCAGGCUAUGUUAUAUUUUGCUAUAUCAUUUAUGGGUAUUUAAUUUUGGUUUUGGUUCAUAACAUUCUCACAGUUCCCUUGCCCUGUUUGUUCGGUGAAGUUAAGCUGUGUCAGGCGGGAUUAGUACUGGGUUGGGUGAGACCUUUUGGAAUAUAACAAUGUAAUAUAAUAUAUUUUGACUUUAAGUUUAUUUUUCAAAAGAAAGCAGUUUAUUGUUUAAACAUACUUGUAGAGCAUGUUGUUUCAUGUAAAAGGUUUUAGAGUCAGAAGAAAUUGCAAAGGACUUUCUUUGAUCAUAUUAGUGCAUUUAUUGUAAGUAUCUAGGAGAAGUGGUGAACUAGAGCUGACAGAUAAUGCUGCUUUUUACAUCAUCUGGCUUGUUUAUAGCCUUCAGUGCAGACGGCCCACGUAUUGUGUACAGUAUAGAUAUAGUUGGUUUAAAGAAGGUUUAAAGUGUCUACGGUGCAGGCUAGCUUGUUUAUAGUACAGUAUUGUUGUAAAGUGCAAUAAACUCAACCAGAGCACUGCACCCAAUAACAAUCAGCCAAUCACAAGUCAUGUUCACAAGGACAGUUAGUUGCCUAAAAACAAGAUAUCUCUUUAAAUCUCAAAGUGCCACCACCCAAGUGUGUUCACUGCACUGAUAUUAAUUCAACUUAAGAAAAUUUUGUAGGUUUUAAUAAAUUGUAUUUUAGACUUGAGAAAGGAAUCAAGAUUUUGUUGAACCAUUACCCCAUGCAGUAUAUAUAUGCUAACAACCUCAUCCAUGUUGGUUUAUUUGAGCAAACAGUACAAUUGGACAUCUUCUUUUGGGACACCUCCAUUCAGGGGAAACAAAAUUUGGUCCCGGAAAAUGUGCGCAUAAUCUUUGUAUUUAUUAGGUAACCUCAAUUAAAGGGACGAGUAACCUGAUCUAUUCAGAGGAAAGGGACACUUUUUCUGGGUCCUGAAACCUGGGUUUAUUUUAACCUCCAUUAUUACAGGAGAAACCUCAGCACUCGAAAAGAGGGUUGAUGUCUUUAAGGGCACACUAAUCAAAAAUGGAAGCUUUCCCAAACUGAACUGUCUCACAUAAAUCAAUGAAAUGCGCUUGUGUGAAUUCAACAUAUAAUUAUAACAAUAACAUCAACAAGUUUAUUCAGUAUUACGAUUUCUGUAUAGGUGUUACCGAUUAAAAAAAAUUAAAUUAAAAAAGAAAAUGAAAAUAAAAUAGUAGGGAGUUUAAGAUACCACGACGGUGAUGGCCACAAAAACGUCGCUUAAAAAGUGAAUUUCCAUUCUUUCAGUCUCUAUCGCGAUUACUCCAACCAUUUACUUUGUCAAAUGUAAGCGUAGUCUUUGUCAGCCAAAUUCCUAAGAAUCAUAUUCAAGUUCAGGAACGGGGGUGUAGCUAAGAUUUUUCAAGGAGGGAUGGGGGUGGGGGGGGGGGCUAACACUAUCACUAUGUCAAACCCAGGUUACUUACCAGAUUGGCAUGUCGACAUCCAGGCUGUGUUUUACUAAACAACAAGCCUACAAACUAGCUGCAUAGGUUAAUUACCUUCCACAUAGCAUAAAUUGCUCUAUUUUAGUUAUGAAAAGGAACAUGGUCCACUGUAAAUGGAGUAAUUAACAAUCUAGCACUGGAAAAGAUUUAUUGCAUGUUGAUUCUUCAGAUUCGUGCGUUUUGGCCACCUGAAUUAUAGGGACAAAAAACAAUUAUCUCACAAAGGGGGGGGAGGGGCACCCCAGAACCACCCCUAGCUACACCCCUGAUGAGGAGAAAGAAAAUUUCGCCAUCGCUUGUUUACGUCCUCCAUAAAACGUGAAAUUUGGCAUUUUCCUGUCCUGGUCGUGCAGUGAUGGCUAAACAAAUGUACAAAAAACGUGCAGAGUUGUUGCUUUGCCUAGAUUCAUUUCAACCUAUUGCCUUUUUGACGUUCUCUUUGUCAUCACCGUGGCAUCUUAAAGUCCGUAAUGAUGAUUCUUUUAUGCUGUCUUUGUUGGUUAAUUAUUAACAAACCCCAGCCCAACCUCUAAUCAGGGGGAACCUCUAUUCAAGGGACACUUGCUUUGGUCCUGAGGGUGUCCCCUGAAUAGAAGCUUUAUUGUAUUUGUUUCAUCUAUUGGUUCAAGUUUAAUUUUUUGAUUUCAAAGCUCACUUAACAACUUUCUGUGCAUUGAACUGUGAGCCUGUCGACUUUCUUGAUCGGUAUUAUUAUGAUAAUCUUUGAUAACUAAGACUUUUUUUAUGCUCCAUUUCUUGUACACUGUACAAGUUAAAAUUCACACCAAAUAGUAUUCCAUGAAACCUGAAAUGAUGCGACAAUGGCCGCUAUUGUCAAGUAAAAUUUACCCUACGUCACAAAGUUAUUCUUCAGGUGUUAUUAAGUCAGUCCGAUAAUGAGUUUUUUGUGUGUCUUGCAUAAAAAUAGUGAUCAUCUUGAUAUAUUUUUUACCUCUUGUUACCCUUCUCUGUUCAUAUUAAUAAUAAUCUAAUAAUAAUCUUUAUUGAGAUUACUUUUUCAUAUAAAAUAUGGUUUUCAAAAAGGAUCUCAUAAAAUUAAAAAAAAAAUACAAAAUACUCCUAAUUCGCAAAGACAUUAAAAAGCUAAAAUAUGUGAAAACUAUUAAAAAGUACAAGAUAUUAACUCAAGUUCAUCUAAACUAUAAUCUUUCAUCAAAUGUCGGGGAGAGAAGAUGUUGCCUGGCUUGCUCAUGGUAGGGAAUUAAGGGAGAUGUGGUGUGGCCCUCUUCCUAAAGGUCUGGGGACGAGCCACGGACCACAUGAUCUAGUGUAUACUGGGCAACCUCAUAGGGAUUAACUGAGAAUAAAGCAAUGAACAAACAAAGUAACAAUGGAACCUAGCCCGAAACAAAAGAGCUGCGACAUUUAGGAAUCCAAACAAAUUAGAGGUUCUAAAGAGCUGCAAGGCUACGGUUUUGACAAAUGAUUUUUAGCUAAACAUAUUGCACAAAUUUUGCUGUAGCUGAUGGCGUCUUGGUUAAAUUAGCCUGCAAAACGCAUAUGUAUGUCCGGUUUUUCAGAGGGAGCGAAGUGACGACCGGAAAUACGUCUACGUUUCGCAGUCUAUGGUUAAAUAAGGUGUGAAUACCCGGUGAUAAGAAGGUCCCUUUUUUUGAGGUAGGUUCUUGUUCUUGGGGUACUUAUUGGUAAUUUAGGUUAGGUAGGUUCUUAAUUAGGUUCUUACAAGUAAUUUUUAUGAAGGACAUAAUAGAUUGUUGAUAAUGAGAAAAAUAAAUAAAUUUUCUGUUUAUUCACAAUUAUGAUAACCCUAACAAAACUUAUUACCGAAUAUCAUACAGUUUAGUACAGUAUGUUUUUGUCGUACUUAAAUUUACAACUUAAAGUUACACUCCUUUGUUAAAUUGUUUAUCAUAAUUUAACAGUAAAAAUUAACCAGAAGAACCUGCUUGAUUAUAUUUAGCUUGCCUAAACAGGUUCUUGUAUUCUUAGGUAUUAAAGUGCAGAUUUGGUCCGUACAUUAAGUUGAGGACCGAAAAUUUACCAAUCUAGAAAAAGAAAGAUAAGUUAUGGUGAAAAAAAAAGAACGAAAAUAUAAAUAUGAGCGGUCUUGACAAAUGAUUUUGAGCAGAACAUAUUGAACUCAUUGUGCUGUAACUGAGGGCAUAACUGUUUAUCCUGUAGCAAGUGAGAUCUCAGUGAAAUGGGCUGUGAAUUGUUGUGUUUAGUUGUUAUUUUACAGAAACUACUGCCACUAUAGUCAAUGUAACUUAAAUUAUAUCAUUAUCUUUCCUUACCGUUUCAGUGUAAAAUUAUGCCUGAAACUACAAUGAAGGUCACCAAGGAUACAGUUACAAUUAGUGAACUGAUGGAAUGGCGGUCUUGUCAAAAAGGACAAACUGUUCAACUAAAAGAUGCUGAUCCAAAUGAGCGUCAGCAGUUUAUUGACAAGAUGCCCGCCAGUAUCAAAGGUAAGAGUGUGAAAUAUGGUUUUUGAUGAAAAGAGGAAUGAGAUUAAACUUACUGUAUGUACGUAAGUUUAGAAACAGGUUGCUCAAGGCUAUGACGAGAGUAGUUAGUUUGUUUUUUUGAAUUGAGAAGCAUAUGGUUAAACCCGUACAUAUGUAUGAAUAGCUGGUCUUAAAUAUUUAAGAUUGAUGAGUGAAAUAUCCAGACUAAAGUUUAUAAAGAUUAACGCUUAUGAAUUUGGUCAACCGGCAAUCCUUGCGUCAAAACGCGCUGUCAACAGUGUCAAGAAGGGUAGACUACAAGAACAACAUCGAUCUACUUAAAAAGAGCAUGAUAUCAGGCUGGCCCCAGUUCUAGUCUUUUGGAGUCAACAAAUCAGAUCAUAUUCAAGACUAGAUGAAAGCUUAGGGUCAAACAUUAGUUAGACUUUCUCAAAGCCCGCUUCCAUUUUUCUUUCUUUCUUUUUUUUUUUUUUUAAGACUAUUUCUCUGUGGGUAAUUCAUCAACCAGUGCUAGAUGAAUCCGGGAAGAGCUACAUGAUUGUAUUUUUUACCCCUUAAUUCAUUUCGUUGUUUCUAAAGACGUAUCUCACGUUGGCUCAGAAUGUUGAAACACUCAAUAGCGCUAACCUAUCCAUCGCAAAAUUAAACAAGACUUACCUGUAACUUGAACUUUGAUUGAGAUUCUACCGAGUUAUAAAGUACUGGGAGCCGGUAAAAGUAAAAAGGAAACAUCUCUUGACAAAGAGUAUUAGCCUGCACAAGGCUUCAAACUAGAUUAACUAAAAGAAAUAUACAUGUAGAAUACUCCAUUGAAAGUACGCGCGUACGGUUGACGUAUCAGAGAGAUGCAAAAACAAAUUCGUGCUUAAAUACUGCACAAAGCACUUUCCAUGUGGUUUUGUGUUUCGUAUACAUCUUCAGUAUAUAUACCGAGAGAUCAUUCUGUCAGCCUUUUUUUUUAACGAUUUCCAGAGUGCUAAAAUGAUAAACUUGCUGCUACACAUUGUGAAAUGACUUGAAAGGAAACGACGUCUCUGUGCGUGACGUCGUCGUUUAAAACCUAUAAGUAUUAAAAUUAGAACGAGGGUAAGGAUAUGAGGUACAGGCGCUGAUCUAGGAUAACUACUGACCGAUUUUCUAACAGCGAACGCCGAAAGCGCAAGGUUCUAGGGAGGUCCGGGGGCAUUCUCCCCCUCUGGAAUUUUUCGGAUUUUAACUUCCUAAACACCCUUUUCCUUGGUUUCUCAGUCAUUCAGACAGGAUAUUGGCCAGUUGCGGAUGAAUCCUUGCAAAUCGGCGGAUCACUUCAUCAAGGUCAAUUUCCGUAUUGUAGUGGAUAUGAAGCAAGGCGAGUCCAAACCAUUUUCAAGAUUAACUUGGAAAUUUUUGUAUUAAAAAUGUAUUUAUUAUAAAAAAUUUGACCGAUUCCCAUAAGUCGAUCUGUAGAAACUGGUGUGGAUCCGCGCCUGAGGUAAUACAGGAUUAUACUAUUAGUUACCGUUUUGCUUUAAAGAGUUGCCUGCUGAAAAUAAAUGAGUUUGAGCAAAGUGGCCGGUUUGAAUUAGCUUAAUAGAAAAAUAGCUCCUAUAUGGUCUCAACAAAUAACCUUUUUGAAUGACUACGAAGCAACUCGCCAAGCAAGCACAGGACGAAAUAACGUGUUUCCGUAUUUUGUAAACUCGACUGAAACGUGCAGUUGCUUAAAUCCGUCUCGUUUCCGCCCUGCGGAAACAUGGUGAUCUAGUUUUCCAUGGACGGGACGCGUUUCCGUUAUGUUUCCUAGUCGGAAACGAACGAUCAUGUUUCCGCCACAUUUCUGUUAGCACAUUUCCGUUCUUUCUUGUUUGCAUUACGUUUCCGGCGACCCAUGUCCAAGAUCGCAUGAUAAAUGUUUCAGAAAUUUUGGCUCUGCGUACAAUCAAGGUGAAUAAAGGUAAAUUUACUCUCGAGAUCGGGCCAUUAAACGGUCAGGCUCAUGCAUUAAAUACUCGCGCGCGUUGCAUUGAUGCAACGACUGUGAAGUGCGCGAGGUUGCCACCGUUUUCGAUUCUAAGUGAUUAAAAUGGCAGAGAAUACCAACAGCUGUCGAUAGUUGUCAGAUUGAUCUCAAUCAGUACUGGCAUAAAAGUAAAAUGAUCUUAGACAUCUUAGGCUGAGAAAACAAGAAAGAAUGGGGAGAAUGGGGCCUAGAACAGAGCGGAGUGCUGGUCAGCGGACGUUUCUUUUGCUCAUGCUCAUUCCGGUCGUUCUUUUUGGCGUCCAUUUUGAAAGUGAUUGCAACGGCUUCAAAUUUGCCAGCUUCUGUAGGUUCUAGGAGCGUAGAGUCAGUAUAUUUUUGCUUUCCGAUUGCACCACAAGACAUCUAAGGGUUAUUAUGUAUAUUUGUCGACCCAUCGGCCUUCAGUAGUCGAUCGCUUCCCUCGUAAAGCGACCCUUUUCUGACACUGGCAGGAUGUGAGAGAAAAACCUCGUGAUGGCCAAGAAUAAUUUGAAAGUUGGAGUGUUUGAUUGUGCCAAGGAUAUCCAAGACUGUAUAUUGUGAUGGAGAAUACAGAUAGCACGACGAGGUAAGCUGCCCUGACACCAAAUCUAAGUUUCUUUAACCACUGAUCAAUAACUACUAGUACUUAGCAACUUAAAGGAGCAGUGUCACGAAAUUUGUCAAAACUACAGCAGUGGAAACCACCACCAAUCUCAGUGAAACAUAAAAAUACUGCUCAAAACAUGAAAAGAAGUUUUAAGUAACAAAGCAAAGAGCAAGAGUGAGUACAAAUAAAGAUUUUUGUUAGUGUAAAAAUGAGGAACAGAUGGACAGACUUAAAGAAAGUUGAAAAGGAUGGCAAUUGGUCCUUUUGAAACUUGUUAGCUUGACAGUUUUCCAGAUUUCAUUUUUGUGGUCUUCAGUGUUUGAUAUAAUGCUUGGCAGACAUAUGUUUGUUGACACAAAGCUGUGAUUGAUAAGUAAUUUCUCAAGUUUCAUAGCAAAUGCGAUAUGGACAUGUGUAAGUGUAAUUACAGUUGAUUUCACAUGACCUUACUGCACCACGUUGCAAAGUUCGCUGGCAAAUUGGAUAGUACUUUGCAGAGUAGCCAAUACCAUGGCGAGUUAGGGAAUCAAACUGCGAACUUUGAGACGUAGUUAACUUUGGUGCUACUGAACUUCAUAACUUAAUUUACCGAGAAAGACAGUAACAAAUUUCGUCGAUCAAUAAUUUGUACAUACAGGAAGGCCCUACACAGAGUCUUGUGAACGACAAAGAUCAAGUACAGUAUGUAUACUACAGAAAUACAAAAACAGUUUGUCAAAAAUUAGGUUAUUGACCCACAAAGGUUCAAUUAGUCGUGUAUUGACACUUUCGAUUUGGUUUACUCAUACAAAAAAAGUUGACAAUAGUUCCAAAGGAGUGCUUAUAAUAUAAUAAUGCUUUACUGAGAAUGCUCAAGAUAAACUUGAAGAAUAUUUAGAUGUUUGCAGUAACUGUGAUCCCAGGAAUAGGGACUUUUUUAACAAGAACUCAGUGAUUAAUGCAACUGGGAAAAGAAGUUACGCUAGACCGGGAGUAGUCAAUCGAUAAAACUUGGUAUCGAUAAAAAUCGAUGGUAAUCAAGUGAUUUUUAUCGAUUGAUAACGGAAAUCGGUUAAAAUCGAUAAACUAAAUUGCUGUGUCAAAUUGAUAUUAUUGAUAUUUCAUGAUUUUAACAAUUUAUAACAGUACUUCCAACAUUGUUGUUUUCUGGCAUAAGUGCAGCUGAGAAAACUCAUCCACGAGUAACAACUGAUCAACAAACAUGGAAAUAAGAAAUGUGGAAACUAUUACAGACACAAGGGUCUCUCUAAAACCGUGACCCUUUUGUACAUAAUAACAGGAACGGUUCGGUUUUAUAAUUAUUACAUCAAAGGGAUGCCCAAAAUUCAGACUAAAAGAUUUCUCUGGAUAGCUUUUCACCGUUUUCCGUUAUCAAUCGAUAAAAUCACUUGAUCGCUAACGAUUUUUAUCGAUUUAGUUUUUUAACUAUUGGCUACUCCAGGAAGUAACUACACGCGGAACUGAAGUUAUUUUGAAUGGGCGGCAGAUCUACAUUUUGAAAAACUGGGAAAAAUAAAAAACCUGGCUAAUAUCGGCCAUCUGAAGAAGACUUUAAAGCAGGUUUUAAAGAAAAGAUAAGGUUUUUUAAAACUUUUUUUAAAAGACUUGUGAUAAUAAAUUGUUUGAUCCUUCGACUCUCAAUUUUUGCAACUCAAUUGUCAACAAAUUCACUGUUUGCGUGAAAUCAGUUUUCAUUUUUGGAUGAGCAGAAGAACAGAUGUAUCUUCCGAUAAAAAGCGAUGGAAUUGGUAAAAUCUAGAUAAAUCGAUAAACUAAAUGAGUGUGUCACAGAUUUCUACCAAUUGAGCGAUACAAUCAAUGUCAAUCAAAUCAGAUUUACCAAUCUUUAUUGAUUUAUCGAUUGAUAAAUUGAUACCUAUUUUUAUCGAUUGACUACUCGGAUGUUGAGCAAACUUGUGAAGUUCAGUCGCGCAAAAGUUGACAACUACAUCUCAAAGUUUGCAAUUGAUUUCCUAUAAACUCGCUACAUAAUUUGGCUACCUCAUGAUGUGGUACCCAAUUUCCAAAUGAACUUAAAUGUAAUGUGGCGUGGUAAAUAGUGUGAAAUCAACUGUCACAGAAUGAUACUAAAAUUGUAGCCCCUUUAAGUCUUCAUCUCGGUGGACAGCAAUACCAGCAGUGAAGUUAAACUGGUAAAACUUCUUCUAUUAUUCUGUAUUAUGCUGCAGUUCUAUGCAAGCAUCAUAUUGACCAGUGGGGAUGGGGUACUCCUUAUAAAUUAUGUUCUCUCAAAUGAAAUCCAAACAAUGUUCCCACAACUUGCAAAGCAACCAGGAGAUUUGUUUACUGAUCAUCCCUUAUAUAACCAAAGAUCUGUGGUUUUGAGGAAAAAAAAAAAAAAAAAAAGGAAAUUGAAGGUCGGACAUUAUUUCUCUUUAUUAUAGUUUGGUUACUCUCAAGUGUAUUGAUUUUACAUGUAACUGUAUAUCACUUUUCAGACAUUUCCUGUUAAACAGUUUCCUCUGUAGAGUUUGAAAUAUGCAACACAUUACUAAUAAUAGCCACCAAAGAGUUGAGCUGGAGUAGUGUUUUGUGGCAAACAUAACAUUGAAUUUAAGGUGGCUAAACACAGUUUUGCGGGCAGUCAGCAGUAACUUUCGCGUGACGGGCGCAUGUUUUAAAUUAGACAAACCAACAAGGCAGCGAAAAAAAAACAAUGGUACACAGAAGAUGAUUUCUCAAAAUCUACUCAUUAAAAUUCUAAGAUGUUUGGCAGAAUUUUUUACUUUUAUCGUAUUUUAAGUUAUUCAGAUAUGCAAGCUCCUAUUUACAUAAGCUCUGUAGAAUAGACUUAGUUUGACUAAAUUUGACACUUUCUCCAGUAAUUUUUCAAUCAGCAUCGUAACUUAAGUAACGUGAUAUCCUCACUCAUAGCUCAGUGUGCAUUGUUGUCGGUUAAGAUGUUAUAUGGUUGCAGUGACUGUCACUUGUUUUUUUAGUUUCCUCGCAGCUUCAAUACCAAGGUACAAAUACAAGUGAGAAAAACAAAAGGCAUGAUAUUUUGUCAAUUAUUGAUUUAUUUCCUCUGUUGGUACGCCUCUCACUGCUAAAAUAUUUUAGUUUAGGAAUUACAUGUAUAUCCAGCAUAUCACAUUGAAUGUUUGGUUUUUAAGCUAGAUCAAACUCUUUCACAUGAAAGAGUUUUAUGCAGCUUAGCCAUUCAACAAAACCCAACUCACCAAAAAAGUUGAGUACAUACGUACAAUUUUUCAAGUCAAUCAAACAUUGAGUUAUCAAACAAAGUGGAACCCACGUAAGGAAAAAUUCGAAUGGAACAACAUUGAACCUUUAAAUUCCAAACUCUUGAUGACAUGUGUGUUAAUUAUUGAUCCAGUGUGAAAGUAGUCAAGGUGAUGAAAGGUCUUUCUCAGGUGGGGGGAAGAGACGAGGUCUAGGACCAAGAAACGAUGUUCUCACAACUUGCAAAGCGGUCACCCAGCGUGGUGGUCAGUGGAUAAUUACGGUAUUUUUCCCACAGUAAAUAUUUUAGAAGCAAGAAUUGAAGCGAACCGGCAGAGGAAAUCAGAAAUGCUUAAAAAUUGAAAAAAUUAUAUCCUGCAACUUUGUUUUUCUUGCAUACCAUAUUUGUCUUUCAGUACUGAAAUGCGGGGAAACUAAAAUGCAACCGUGCUAGAUCUUAACCAACAACAACGCUCGUUGGAUUUAUUUAUAGGUUACAUCAUUUUUGCCGGGCAAGGAUAACUUGAUGCUGAUAAAAAUUACUGGAGCAAGUGUCAAAUUCAUCGGAAGCAAGUAUAUUCAAGAAAGCUUUAUAAAUAUGAGCCUACUGUUCUACAUAUCAUAACUGAAUAAAAAAUUAACACUUCAUAACAUUUCACUUUGUUUAUUUCAAUCAGUCAACACCUUGAAUCCAAAGUUAAAAUUCAAAACGAUCGUAAAACAAAUCACAACUACUACUGAAAGCUCUGUACCUUGAAGCGACUUUAACUUUCCUAAGAUUUGCAGCAAAACACUGCUCGAUAGCUCAACUCUUGAGGCCUUUUUCUUAGCAGCUAUAAUGAAGAUAGCUAUAUGUUGCAUAUUCCAAACUCUGCAAAGGGAAAUUGUUUUACAGAAAAAGAAAACCACAUAAAAUCAAUAAAUUUGCAAAUUACCAAAAUAUAAUAGUGAGAAACAGUCCCCGCCUUAUACUGCCAUGCUUUUGUUUUUUUUUCAAGACUGUUGAUCUAUAGUUUUUGACGUAAUGCGCAUGAUCAGUACACAAAUCCGCUGGCAAGUCCCUUGCUGAUCACUUUGCAAGUUGUGAGAACAUUGUUUGGAUUUCAUUUAAGAGAAUGUAUGGGAAGUAGCUUUCCACCCCCGUCUUGCUUCUUUUAAUAUUUCAAUCCAUUUCAGAGUUAAUUCUAAAAUAUAUAUUCUCUGCAAAAAUGUCAGUACAUUUGUUUCCCAAGGAAAAGGUCUUUAAAUCUGCAAGUUGAAAUCAUCUCGAUUUUACUCUUUGCUCCUCAAUUGGCCUGAAUAGUAAGCAUUUUCCUUCUGAAUCUAGCGCUUGUCAGAUUUCCCUGGCUUUUUUGCUUUCCCAGGGGUGACUCAGUUUUUACAUUUGAUUUUUUUUUUCAAUAUAAUUUGGUGUGUUUUGAUUUUGUUCAGGCAUCAAGCUCAAAAAAGCUGUGUUUGAUAUUGUUUGACAGCUUGUAUUCAGAAACGUUUGAUGGGAAUUUUGUAUUGUGUAAUACAUAGUACACCGAGGGGAGGGGGGUGGUUAUAAAAUGUACAUGACUGCAAUUCCCUGCUGCCCACCAGGGUGAUUGCUUUACAAGUUGUGAGAACAUCAUUUCUUGGUUCCACACCUAGUUACUUUCCCCUGCCUCUCCUGGUAUUGACCCUGUUCAUGUAGAUGAUAAUGUGCCACCUGCAAGAGGUUAAACUUUCUCUUUAGUGCCCUGGAAAAAUAGGCUUUUUGUUACUGGUAUCGGGAAUUAUGCAUCAGUCAAUUCCCGGGCGUGGGGACUCUUGAGCUGUCAAAUCCCCCGGGGUGGGGACAAAAAAAGAGGGCAAAUGCCCACUCCGCUGUCAACACUGCAACAUUUUUCAUUGAUCGCAUGGUCGAAUAAUCUUGUUUUAAGCAUUUUAAUGUGUGAUUUUUCGUUUCAAUUAACGUCUUCCUUUGUAAUAGCGCUAGGAUUCUAAUGAAGACUUCACUCCACGAUGACAUGCACCAGUUUAGGGUUUCAGUAUUAAUAUAAAAUUAUUGACAUUAAAAUUAAUAGAACGCUGUAACGUUAUAUGUUACGAAUAGUAAUAUGAAAGGAUGUUCUUGAAGUAAUAUCAACAGAAAUUUGAUUCAAUAACCAAAACACAUUGAUUCACAUCGAUAGCUCCGGUUUUCUCUAUGUAAUUCUGGCUUGAUAUGCAAUGAAGAAAUGCAUGCAUAAAAUCGAGAACAUAACUUUACAACCCUCUUCAUUUUAUUCCUGGGGGGGGGGCUUGGCUCAGCUGGAAUUGACUGAUGCAUUACAGACAGCCUCUGUUUGCAUUAAACCCUUGGUCCACAGUCUUAUUGUGCAGGGAACAUAAUAUCCUGACUAUAUUACUAUGAAACGCAACUGUAUACAUGUACAUUUGUGGUUAUAUAUUAUUCAUUUACUACGUGUAGUUUUCUUACUGCAAAAAGGUUUUUCCUCCCCCUGAUUGCCUGGGGAAUAGCCUCUGUCAAAUUUUGCUUAAAAGCACUUUGUUUUGUUUUUCAUCCAACAGUCAGAUCACCUUGGUAUGCAAUUUUGGUGCAGAAGGUUCUCUCAAAGCAAGCAAGAUCAUGGAACUUAAUUGGCCUCACAAAACAGAGCUUGGCCAAUAUCCAGCGGUCGAGCACUAAGUAAUGACUUGAGAAUAGAAGUGACUUAAAACACCAGUAUCCUCGUGACAUACACAGCGUGCAAAGAAAGCAGUGUCCAAUAGCCCAGGGCUAGUGGAUUUUGCUAUAGGGCUAGUGAAUUCUGUUCUUAACUUGCCAGACGGGCAAGUGAUGUUUUUGAGAAAUUUGAAUAACAGAAGAACUGUGAAAUAAGUUCUGCUCAUCAAGCAGAUGGCAAGCUGUAAAAAUGAUUUUCUUUGCACUCUGCAUACAUGUAGUCCCUUAAAACAAUUUGAAAAACUGUCAAGGUCUUGAAAUAAUAAUUAUUACCUUCAUCAAUGUUUGAUAGUAAAACAGAGUUUAUGUUCAAGUUUAUAAGAUUCAUUUAAAAGUAUCCGUUGAUUUUGUGAGAGGUGUAAAAAAAGGUAUACAUGAAACACAUAAAAAAUUUUAGCAGACUUGAAUUUUGUAACACUGAAGCCAUACUUUUUGGUUGGUGUAUUUUUGCAUUUGAAUCUUUGCACUGGUCAUAGAGAAUUGUAAGUAGUUUAGAACACCAUGUCAGAAGAUUAAGAAUAUUUCCUGACACAAUAUAAUAAUUUUAUUGUUAUCCUGAAUGGUUUAAGGCUAGGAUUCAUUUGAAAUAAGAAAGUGGAAAAUGAUCAAACAGGAACUGAUGAUUUGACAAUGACCAUGAAAUUGAUGAUCACGUUGUUGAUAAAACGUCAGUCGCUGUCAACAACAGUCCUACUCAGGACAUUCACCAGACAAAUCAUAUUCCACUUUGCUGAAAUAUUAUAGGCUGUAAAACUAUCACUAGCCAUAAGCUGCACUUGAAUUCAAGACUACAUUAGUGUCUGUUAAAUUUGUUAGUAUGUUGAAAAAAAGGCUAGGUUUUCAAUUUGUGAAGUAUACAAUUAAUUUACCUCAAAAACAGUACUUGUAUUAUGUCAAAGUUUAGCCAUUCAUUUUUUGUUGAUCUAAUUUGUGCAUUUGAAUCUUUGCACUUAUUUUAUACCCUCUAAGCACGCUACAACUGUGUUCACUUUGCAACUUCUGCGUAUGAGAUAGGACCAUAAAUAAGCAUUGUUUGAUACGAGUCUAUGUGCAGGAAAUGAAUAAAAUUUUAAAUGCAACACAGAUGGAUUUCAGGUUUAUGGUGGUAUAUAUUUGUCUGACUUAUAUAAUAGGUUAAUUUCAUGUAAGAAUAAAGAAAAAAUUGCCAUUGGAAAACCUGGUUUCGGCAAAUAUGAAACUUUUUGGACGUAUUUACGUAGUAACGGAAACAGACGGAAACACAGAAAAACAAGUCAGGUUGCCGGACCGUAUCUUCACGUUUCCGCCAGUAGAACGAACGAAAUAACAGGUUUCCGGUACGGAAUAUCGCGUUUCCGCAACAUAAGCACACGUUAACGAUUGCGGAAAUACGUGAUUCCUGAAACGGAAAUCUGUCGGAAACAUGUAAAAAAGUGUUCCGGUUCCGUUGAAAACGCAGCGACGGAAACAUGAGAAACCGUAAUGUAUCCGCUAACGGAAACACGCGUUUGCCGCUGUGUUUCCGCAACGGAGUCACGUGUUUCCACCAUGUUUAAGUUUACGGAUACUUGAUUUUUCGUCCUGUGAAGGAUGCUGCAAGCACCUAUAACAGGUCGGAAAUUAAGAGCGAAACUCACGAACCGCUGUCGAGGAGAGAGUAGCAAUACUCCUAGGCAUGUUUCAAGCUAAAGAAAACUGGAUAAGUUCCGCCCGUUCUAGAAGUAACCACUAAAUAAAUGUAAUAAAUAUCAACCACUAAUGCAAUACUAACCAUUAAUGUAAUAAAUAUCAACCACUAAUGUAAUAAAAAAAGUUAACUAAUAAUAAUAAUAAUCAUCAUUAUCAUAGUAAUAAUAAUGGGUCUUUAUUUCACAUAAGAUAAAGAUACAUAUCCGAUGUUACAACUGUUUAUGAAUAAAACAUUAAAAAAAACAUAAUGAAAUAAAUAAUAUAAUCAUAGAAUCCUAACUAUCCUGUACUAAGGUUGAGUUUAAAUAUUAAUCUAUUUACAAAGGCAGACAUGAGAUUAUAAGAACAGACUUUCUUUGAAGGAAUAUAUGAAGCUAGCGGGUGAUUGUUUAUAGAAGUUACUUUCUUAAAAAUUUUACAGUCUUGAUUCUAUUAAUUAACAGAUCCUUGACUGAAACGGGGUAAGAAAUAAAACGGCGUUUAUGACAUCUAUCUAAAAAGUUCUGUAUAAUAUUAAGAUUAGGUUCAGAAGCUCCAUAUACGGGUAAACCGCCAUAAAUAAAAUUUAGGCGAAACUAAGACAGUGAACAAGUGAUCUAUUUCUGCUGGUGAAUAUUGCUUUUUUCUAAGGGUCCUUAAAACAUGGAGACAUUUAUUUGCUUUAAUUAAUUUGAGAUUAACAUGCGCCCGAAACAGGCUUACAAUCACUCUGGAUCGUAACCCCCCAAGACUACUGCAUUGAGAAAUGUCGAAUACGGGGUUAUAUUGAGAAUUGUUGCCUUUACUUCUGAAGAUAAGUUCUUUACAUUUUUUUGGAUUGCAAGAGAUGUUGUUCUCUUUAGACCAUGUCAUAAAUUGUCCCACAAGGUUAGCAGACGGAUCACAUUGAUUACUAACAGGAGACACUAUUGUAGACUGACCAGCAUAUUAAAGUAGAGCAGGAGCAUUGUUAAAAGAAAUUUCUAGGUCAUUCAAAAAUAUAUUAAAUAGAUAAGGCCCGCUUACGCUUCCUUGGGUGGUCCCCUUGUUAACGACCUUCCAGUUGCAGAGGUGAUUAUUAUAGAAAAUUUGCUGUUACCUAGCAACCAAGAAGCUAUGGUACCAAUUAACGAUGUAAGGAUUGAGGAAAGCUGCUUAAGUUUAGCUGAUAACUUGCUAUGAUUUACGGAAUCAAACGCUUUGCUAAAAUCCAUUGUAAACAAACGAACUGCCUUACAGUCGUCGUUGUCUAUAUACAUGGUGUUGAAUGGACAAUAAGCCGUUUGUGCAGUUACCCCCUUGCCUGUGUUCAAAUUGGCUAGGGCUAAGGCUAUUUUCUACAACCGCUUUUGCAUGGGUGUGGUACACAACUUUUUCGAAUGUUCUUGCGAUCACGGACGUGACUUUGAUGACUCAGUAGUCCGAAUCCUCUUUGGGGAUGUCGAACUUCGGUAGGUGGUUGAUGUUCGCCCUCUUCCAAGAGUCCGGCCAGGUGUGAGUUGACAGCGACAAAUUCCAGACUUGGGCUAUAACCGGCGUUAAUAGUUCGGCAUAAUAAAAAACUUAACCACUAACGUAACAACUUUGCGACCAUUAAUGUAACAAACUCAAAGAGAACAGCUGAUUGGCUAUUUAGAAUUAUUAGAAUUUAUAAAAAAUCCCCCUGCUUUGAUGUCAGGCAUUGCUGUUUCAACGAAAUAAGUCGUUUAGGACUUGUUCUAUACCCGAAGAUUUGAUUGCCAAGGCACAGUGGCUCAAAAAUGCUGCAAAACGUUAAGUCUUGUGGGGAAGUUUUAACGGUCAGUCUGAAAGUGACAAUGUUGAGUGACCUUGUAAAUAGGGGAGACUCCCUACAGUUCUCUACAUAGCAGGGCUCUGCCUUAAAGGGGCACUGAACAUUAUUUUUUUUACGCUGAAGUCGUUUGCAUGAGAUGGAUACCUUUUCUUCGAAAAAAUGGUAGAGUAAGGGGUUUACGUUUUCAAAGAAAUUGUGGUGUUGUGUCAGUUGGGGAAUGAUUUAAAAAUUAAGGAUUUUGAACUCAGGGCAGAGCCUCCUCAGGGACCUCAAGCACAAGCAUUAACAGUCUCUGAUUCGUUAGUUUAUCAUGCAUUUGCACGCCAUCGGAUUUACAACCCCGAUACAAAUACAACAUAGCCUUCCUCAAGUAAUACACCAUCCAAAGCAGUAAACAUGUUAAACAUGGAUGCCUGCGAGAAUAACUGCCACUGAGCAGCUUGGCCGAGCCUUAACCUAGAACUCUAGAAGCACAUAUGCAACAGUCGACGCGUUUUGUUACUUUCAACACAGGUAGCCCAAUUUCGAAAUAUGAGUAUCGGCGAACAGCGGCCAUGUUGCGUAACAUUCGAAAUAUAAAGAUUUGUAUGGGAAAAAAAUUAUCGUUUCCGUGACCUACGAAAAGGAUUUCAAUAAAAAACAGCUUACCUUGCAUAAAGUGUGUGCUACGUCUCUCUUGUGAGGUCCAUGGGCCGAUUUAAGGCCGUUUUAUGUGUUGUACUGUAAACGGUUUUCUCUCUAUAUAAAGGUUUACCAAGGCUGGGGACUCCAGCGAAGCGGCCCGACGGAUCCACCGAAGGAAAACGGCCGGAAAUUCGCUCCAACGUCUCCAGUCGCCUCCAAAUUCCGCCUAGUUAACACACGAUAGUUCUGCUUUCCACUCGUGAUUUUGCUUCAAGACGCCUUUGCAUCGAGAGCGAAUCAAAGGUCGCCAAUCUCUUCAACCUUUCCCGUCUGAAGCCAUUGACAGAACCUUGGUUUGAACUCCGCGUUACCGUUGAAAGAUAGCGACACGACCUGAGACUCAAAUUACUCACAGUCGGGGUGGGAGACAGUCUCUUGCUCCCGUUGACAUCAAUACCCGAGAAAGAAAACAACAAUUUGCCUUGAAUAUCGGACUUAGAUCCUCAAAAAAACUUCGCUCGCUCGGGUUUUCUUCUGAGCUCCCAGCCGCGAACAAAACAGUGAGGAAUUUCUUCAGGGCAAAUUUGUCAAAUUUGUCGCUCGAUCAUUUGACUUUUCUUCAAAACGACAACAAAGUAUUUUCUUCAACUUCCACUUUUCAUUUGCACAUAUUAUCGGUGCAUGUUAAACCGCACAGGAGAGCAGAUUUGCUUAAUAUUUGCCUCAAUUUUACCGCGCUCGCGUUUCUUCGCGUGCACCAACGGGCAAAUAGUAGAUGGCUAACUGACCAAUCAGAGCACGCGCUUUACUUUUGUUAUGUUAUAAAUAAACCUUGUAUGCCGUAGUUUUUGUUUAUUCUUAGGUAUGCUUUCUGCCUUAAAUACUUGAAUUUAGAGUUCUAUUUUUUCUUUUUUCUGCCACCAAGACAUACUCUUCUCCUCUCCUGGACGACGUUGAGUGAUUAAUUUCCUUGUCUGAAACUCUUACAGAAAAAAUGCAAGAUCUACGUGGAGCAGGCGUACAAACUCCUAUCCCAAGGCCAUCAAGAGAAAUACAGCAGCACGAACGAGAUUUAGAGAGGCAGCUCAGAGAAAUGCGGAAACGCGAAGAAAAUUUGCAAAGACAGUUCAGGGAGUUAAAGCAAAACUCGCCAAGACGGCAGCAACGCGAAGGAAACCUUCAAAGGCAGCUGAGAGAGACACAGCAACGUGAAGAAAACUCACAAAGGCAGCUGAGGGAGACGCAGCAACGUGAAGAAAACUUACAAAGGCAGCUGAGGGAGACACAGCAACGUGAAGGAAACCUUGAAAGGCAGGUGAGGGAGUCACAGCAACGUGAAGAAAAUUUGCAAAGACAGCUGAGGGAAAAAGACCAGGAAGUAAAUGAACUAGAGUUAAGUCUUUCAUUAGCUCAGCAAACAAUCAGUGAACAACGACGACAGGAAACAUGCGACUGGGUUAUUUCCCGUAAUGAAAUUCAGAUGACAGAGAAUUGCCUAGGGAGGGGUGGUUGGGGAAGUGUCAAUGAAGGUGCCUACUGUGGCUGUACUGUGGCAGUGAAGCAAAUCCAUGACCUGAUUCUAUCCCGCCAUAACAGGCUUUUAUUUGAAAGAGAAAUGAAUAUUGCUUCAGCUUGCCGCCAUCCCUGUUUGCUACAGUUUAUUGGCGCCACAAAUGAUGAAGGAAGUCCGCUAUUUGUGACAGAGCUCAUGGAGAAAAGUUUGCGAGCUUUGUUUGAAGAGCGGCCGCUUUCCAAAACAGAAAUACGCGUCAUUUCUCUGGAUGUGGCUCGUGCUCUUAACUAUCUUCAUCAGAAGAAACCAUCACCAAUCAUUCACCGGGAUGUCAGCAGUGCCAAUGUGUUGCUAUGGCGACAGGGUGACCAAUGGAGAGGCAAAGUGUCAGAUUAUGGCACUGCUAAUUUCAUGCAGCAGGCCAUGACAGUGGCUCCUGGAGCUAUGAUUUAUAGCGCACCUGAAGCACUUUCGUCAAAUCAGACUCCUAAGGUUGGUAAUCGUUUGUUUCAGAUCUGA
Porites lobata is the source of this 28434-nucleotide messenger RNA. NCBI's taxonomy places the organism in Eukaryota, Metazoa, Cnidaria, Anthozoa, Scleractinia, Poritidae. The record is from the annotation of a GenBank genome assembly.